AUGGCGCCACACUCCACCGGCAAAUCCGACCUUCGAAUGGCUGGGUUGUCUGUGGUUGCAGCGGCAGUGUGCCUUGGAGUGCAGGGCUGUGGCGGCAAGGUCUACCAGAGCCUCGAAGAAGCGCAGAACGAGACAUGCGUAGACCUGGCAGACCCUGGCCAAGCGUGCCUCGACUACUGUUUGGAGUGCAUUCGCGGCUACCAUGACAGCCUUGCAUGGUACGAGCAGAACGGCAAGGAGUUCAACGAACAGCUUGUGCAACGUUGCGGUAGUACCAAGGUCUGUCCUCCGCUUGGGUACAUCCCGCCAUGA
Messenger RNA from Symbiodinium sp. CCMP2592, 312 nucleotides. NCBI's taxonomy places the organism in Eukaryota, Dinophyceae, Suessiales, Symbiodiniaceae. The record is from the annotation of a GenBank genome assembly.